Fundulus heteroclitus (mummichog) is the source of this 696-nucleotide messenger RNA. RefSeq names its product lin-52 DREAM MuvB core complex component (gene lin52). Lineage: Eukaryota; Metazoa; Chordata; Actinopteri; Cyprinodontiformes; Fundulidae. The transcript has 6 exons. Bases 79 to 417 code for a protein of 112 amino acids. Gene Ontology annotation, biological process: regulation of DNA-templated transcription. The record is from RefSeq and is a predicted model, not a curated record. Gene Ontology annotation, cellular component: DRM complex.
GGUUCGUGAAGUACUUCGCUGCCGGAGCCAAUCCAGUUGCUGCCAUUGGUUGUAAGUCGUCACGUGGUUAUCCUGAAAAUGGCGUCUCCGAAUGGAGGAGAGGAUUUUGAAUCUUCUUUGUUAAGCUUCGAGAACUUGGACAGAGCAUCACCAGACUUGUGGCCAGAGCAGUUGCCUGGAGUUGCAGAAUUCGCUGCAUCGUAUAAAAAUCCCAUCACAAACUCACCCCCAAAGUGGAUGGCUGAACUGGAGAGCGAGGACAUUGAAAUGUUGAAGGAGCUGGGCAGUCUGACCACAGCCAACCUGAUGGAGAAGGUCAAAGGACUUCAGAAUCUCGCUUACCAGCUGGGUUUAGAGGAGUCCAGGGAAAUGACCAGAGGGAAGUUCCUGAACAUAUUGGAAAGGCCCAAGAAGUGACCAUGUGUUUUUCAAGCAACAGGACCGACGUUUAAGAUUGCAAAGCACUUCAGAUAUCUCUGCUUUAACAUUUAUAGACAAAUCUUUGCAUUCAGUUUAACUGGUGAACCCUCACACCUCUCAUCCUCUAGAUGCCUUUGCUUUUUUUCUUUCCUUUUCACUGAACUUUCCUCUUACUUCCAAAGUUUGAUUAAAUUAAAUGCUCAUUAUUUAUUUUAAAGAUGAAUUGCCUUUUUGUAACUCCUGAACUUGUAAAAUAAAGUUUUAAAGUGAAAAGAG